AUCUUGUAGCUCCGCCCUCGAUUAUUCAGCCUGCUCAACGUGCGGUUGCUGCGCAGCGUGAAGGCAGAAGCGUCCGACUCGGAUCGGAGGGAGACUGGAGGAGCACAUAUUAAUGUUGUUGUAGCGGAAAGUACCUUCGCUGCAGAUUCACACGCUGCGACCUCUGGAUUUAAAAACACUGCCUCUCAGGUCUGACCAAGAGGAAGGACCGCGCAGAGAGGGAUACAAACAGGUUGUAUUCUCACACUGCGAGAAGAAGUUUGUACGCGUAGUUUGAAGAGUAGUUCCGGCUGGGCUGACUGAGCUAGCCUGGCUGCCCGCUGCGCCUCCCUCCUGCCCCGGCCAGCCAGCCAUAAGUUAGCCCGCUACCUUGCUCUUCCUCCAGCUGUUGGUGAAUCAUGGCGCUCAGAGCCAAGGUGCUGUACGACUUCAACUCUGAAAACCCCGGGGAGGUGUCGGUGAGGGAGAGCGAAGUCCUAACUUUGUACAGCGAACAGGACAUUGACGGCUGGUUUGAGGGGGUCAACAGCAAAGGGGAGAGGGGUCUGUUCCCCGCGUCCUACGUGGAGAUCCUGAGGAACGACGCCGCCUCCACGAUCAACAACAACAGCAACAGCACAUCUGGGGAAACUAAACCGGACUCCCAAUACGCCAACAUCCCACCCGGAGGUUUUGACGGCUCUUAUAAACCUCCGAGUAAAGUUGAGAACUUUUCUAAACCGUCUGCACCUAGUUUCGCCUCUUUCUCAGCCCCCACACAACAACAGCAGCAGCAGCAGCAGCAGCAGCAGCCCAGCCAAGGCAGCGAUGAUGACUGGGAUGAUGACUGGGAUGACAGUUCUACUGUUGCAGACGAGCCAGGGACUGUGGGAGGAAGGUAUCAUGACUUUGAAGGCAAUGGGCCAUCCACUUACAGAGUGUCAACAUCCGCAAUGUCAAGAGGUAAUGCACAGCAAGCAAAGAGCUCUGCCACGGUUAGUAGAAACCUGAACAGGUUUUCAACCUUUGUGAAGUCAGGAGGAGAGGCGUUUGUGCUCGGGGAGGCCUCGGGCUUCGUGAAGGAUGGGGAUAAGAUCUGCGUGGUGAUGGGUCAGUAUGGACCUGAGUGGCAGGAGAACCCGUACCCAUUUGCUUGUUCCAUUGACGACCCCACCAAACAGACUAAGUUCAAGGGCAUGAAAAGCUACAUGUCCUACAAGCUGACACCCACCCAUACACAGAACCAGGUGAACAGGAGGUAUAAGCACUUUGACUGGCUGUACGCUCGGCUGGUGGAGAAGUUUCCCGUCAUCUCAGUGCCGCACAUCCCGGAGAAGCAGGCCACGGGGCGCUUUGAGGAGGACUUCAUCUCCAAGAGGAGGAAAGGCCUCAUAUGGUGGAUGAACCACAUGACCAGCCACCCUGUCCUGGCCAGGUGUGAUGUUUUCCAGCACUUCCUCACCUGCAACAGCACAGACGAGAAGGCCUGGAAGCAAGGUAAGAGGAAGGCGGAGAAGGACGAGAUGGUUGGAGCCAACUUUUUCCUCACCAUCAGCCCCCCUGCCGCUCCGCUCGACUUCCAGGAGGUCGAGAGCAAAAUAGACGGAUUCAAGACUUUUACCAAAAGGAUGGACGACAGCGCCUUGCAGCUCAACGCCACCGUCAACGAGUUUGCCCGCAAGCAGAUCACCGGCUUUAAGAAGGAGUAUCAGAAAGUGGGGCUGUCAUUCAAGGUCCUGAGCCAAGCCUUUGAAAUGGACCAGCAGGCAUAUUCUGUCGGACUCAACCAGGCUAUCUCCUUCACUGGCGAUGCAUAUGAAGCCAUUGGAGAGUAUUUUGCUGAGCAGCCCAACAAGGAUCUCGACCCCAUCAUGGAUUUGUUAGCUCUUUACCAGGGACACCUGGCAAACUACCCAGACAUCAUCCAUGUGCAGAAAGGAGCCCUGACGAAGGUGAAAGAGAGCCAGAAGCACGUGGAGGAGGGCAAGAUGGACCGAGCGCAGGCCGAAGACAUCGACGAUCGCUGCAACAUCAUCUCUUGCGCCACGCUGGCCGAGAUCCAGCACUUCCACCAGAUCCGCGUGCGCGACUUCAAGGCCCAGAUGCAGCACUACCUGCAGCAGCAGAUCGCCUUCUUCCAAAAAAUCACCGGCAAGCUAGAGGAGGCUCUGCAGAAGUAUGACGACGCGUAAUGGACCGCUCGUCUCAGCCCGUCGGUUUAGACCUCGAUGAUCAAUGACACGUGCAUCUCCCUCUGCCAGCCAGUGGAGUUUUGGCAAACAGCAGCCGGUGUCACAUACUGGUGAAUGCUGUUCCACCAGCAGGGACAUUCAAGGAGAUGACGCUCCAGUAAUAAUGACAUUUCAACCUAAUCCAGGUGUCUGUGUGCGUUGGCCACAUUUUUGAGGGGACUGGAAGUUCUUGUAUGAAGAGAGGACGUUUAAUUGAAUGAGGUUAACUUGUAAUACAAACCGUUACACAUGUAAUGAGAAUCAAUGAUAAUGAUGAUGCAUCACUUUGGUGAAUUAAAUAUAAUUAAUGUUGCGACCCGCAGAGAGAGAGAACCUUGUAUCUGCUGCUGCGUACACACACAUUUCAUACACGUGUUUUUAGCCUUACAACACUGCUUCUGAGUGUUUCUGAGCGACGGCCACUGCAGGAGCAGCGAUGCUCCGGUGGGCUCACACACUGCCUUCUGGAAACACUCAAGCCCUCCUAUCGCUCUUCUUGGACAAACAGGACGAAAUGUUUACAGUCUCCUCGCUGAGCCGCCACUGUCACCACUGUCUCGCUGUGCCUUCUGAUCACGUCACUCUGGUCAUUUUUGUUACUAGUAGUUACUAAAGAAAAGCUUUAUAUACUGUAUAUGUAGAAAUAUAUUCUAUUUGUUUUUACAAAGCUAUACAUUUUGCAGUCUUUGAAAGAAAAAAAAGAUUACUGUGUUUUGAACGAGGGCGGUGUCUUUCAUGGGAGAUGAUAUUGUUAGAUUAUGCCCCCCCCCCCACUGGCCUCAGCAAUGAUUUUUAACACUCAGUGUGACAAAAUCAGGAUCAAGAGAGGAUUACCUGCUUUGACAAUAGGAACCCUAACCCUUACACAGAGCACAGCCAGCACUGCAGAAUUGAAAGGAGGAGUAUGAUGGACACUUGCUAUGAAUACCUGAAUGUUUGUGUUUACAAAACGUUGGUUUUCAGGCUUACAUUUGGGGCAGUGUUCAGGCUGUUAGAGGGUAGAGGGUUCCUCGCCUGUUUUAAUAAUGCAGUCUUUUUAAAAACACACUUCUAGACAGCUCAACUGUACUGCUGUUUUUAAUCUUUAUGAUGAUGGUUGCAUCAUAAAGAGAUUAUCAUAGAAACAGAGACGUAAAUAAAUUCCUCCUUCACAGAAAGCUGAUGGUUGGUCCUGUGUGUUUUGUCAAGUACUUUAAAUAUGUAAUAACUCAUCUUUUGAUGUUGUUUGUGGGAUUUGGACUGAAUAUGUCGGACUCCUUCAGUCCAGAGUCUGAAUACAGUGAACGAUUGGGGGGGGGAAAGACAAUAAAGAAACUGUGCAUGUGCUGACAGGUUAACUUUCCUUUUAACGGCCCAGUGCCUCAGAAACUAUAGGAUUUAUAUGAUGUUAGAAAGACAAAGAGAGCAAACUGUGCGGCUCUGCAGGUCUCCUUGACUGCGUCCCUGGAGGACCGGUGUGCCGUGUCAGUGUUUCAUGCUAAGUUCACGCUCGCUUCGCAGAUCUGCUGACGGUGCAGAACCCGGCCAGCCAUCUGGGACAUCUGGCCACUGUUGAAAGUGCUGGAGCGUAUGACAGUGGACACGUAGUCAACAGGAAAAGGUCAAAAAGUAGUUUUCCUUAGCUGUCAUCUCAACCACCUAUAACUAAGAGGCAGAGGCUUCUUGGAGAUAAGAUGUUCAGACAGUCGUCCUCUCUGCACAUCAACAGUUGUGUCCGUUGCUGAUUUGCUUUGUUUACUCACUUACUGUUCAGCAGAGCAGUGUUUUGUUCUUUGGCCCGAUAAGAAUCCAGUUUGACAGAUGCGAUGGUGAGCAGGAGAUAACAAAUAGCAGCAGCUUAUAUCACCGCUGGGUCUUAAGAAGCAACCACCCAGUUCUGUAAAUAUGUUUAUAUGUUAAUAUGUUCACACCAACAGAUUAUCUAUGAAGACCUCCCCCCCCCCCCCCUCUCUGCUCUGUCCUCUUCUGCCGCUGCUUGAAACCAGAAUACAGAAAUACUGAAUGAAAAGGUUUCUAACUGCAUAUUGUCCAGCCAAGGUAUCUAAUAUAUGGCACAUUUGAUCAUGUAUUAAUGAAAUGCAUUGUGAUACUACUCUGUAGUGUGAUAAAAUGUAACACAGUA
Molecule: messenger RNA, 4332 nt
Organism: Cottoperca gobio
Lineage: Eukaryota; Metazoa; Chordata; Actinopteri; Perciformes; Bovichtidae
Gene: snx18a
Product: sorting nexin 18a
Exons: 2
Coding region: 399-2171 (590 amino acids)
Biological process (GO): mitotic cell cycle; plasma membrane tubulation; endocytosis
Cellular component (GO): plasma membrane; cytoplasmic vesicle
Molecular function (GO): phosphatidylinositol binding; protein binding
Source: RefSeq, a predicted model, not a curated record